Molecule: messenger RNA, 2661 nt
Organism: Kockovaella imperatae
Lineage: Eukaryota; Fungi; Basidiomycota; Tremellomycetes; Tremellales; Cuniculitremaceae
Product: putative Phosphoribosylformylglycinamidine cyclo-ligase
Exons: 5
Coding region: 88-2547 (819 amino acids)
Biological process (GO): adenine biosynthetic process; 'de novo' IMP biosynthetic process
Cellular component (GO): cytosol
Molecular function (GO): phosphoribosylformylglycinamidine cyclo-ligase activity; phosphoribosylamine-glycine ligase activity; ATP binding
Source: RefSeq, a predicted model, not a curated record
CCUGUUCCCAAAUGUGCACAUAGCACUGCUGGCAUAGUUGCUAUCGGCGAGAUUGACCAGUCAGUCAACAUCACACUGAGGAUAAUCAUGGCUUCCUCUUCAAUCAGCACCUUCCCCGCCUCUCAGACCUCCCUGACUAUCCUUAUCCUGGGUUCAGGAGGUCGAGAACAUGCCUUGGCGUACAAGCUUGCUCAGAGUAAACGAGUGAGCAAGGUGCUCGUGGCCCCUGGCAAUGGAGGGACAGCCAUAAUGGGUGGUAAAGUCACCAAUGUCCUCGAGAAGUGGGGCGGCUCGACAGGCUACGAGAGUAUAGCUCAAUGGGCCAGAGAGCAAGGUGUAGAUCUGGUCGUCCCUGGGCCUGAGCAGCCUUUGGUCGAUGGUGCAGAGGUCGUCUUUAGAAAAGCCGGAAUUCCCGUCUUUGGACCUUCACCCGCUGCAGCCUUAUUGGAAGGGUCCAAGUCCCUCUCCAAGGCUUUCAUGGCUCGGAACUCCAUUCCGACCGCCUCGUUCCGAUCCUUCACGUCUGAUCAAUACACCCAGGCGAGCGAAUACAUUCAAUCCAACCCGUUUACCUCUGGUCGGUGUGUGAUCAAAGCUUCGGGACUGGCAGCUGGAAAAGGGGUUUUGAUCCCUGAAUCGACGGAUGAAGCUAUAGAAGCUCUCAAAAGCGUCAUGCUUGAUCGCGAGUUUGGAGAUGCGGGUGAUGAAGUCGUCGUUGAGGAGUAUUUGACGGGACCGGAAAUUUCCGUCCUGGCAUUCUGUGAUGGUUACUCGGUCGUACCUUUACCCGCUGCGCAAGACCAUAAACGGAUUGGCGAUGGAGAUGUCGGACCUAACACUGGUGGAAUGGGAGCUUAUGCUCCGGCGCCAGUGGCUACUCCGGAUAUCAUGGAGAGAGUCAUGAAGGAGAGCUUGGAGCCGACUCUCAAGGGAAUGCGUGAAGAGGGUCACCCAUUCGUCGGAAUGCUUUUCACUGGUUUCAUAUUGACUUCAGAUGGUCCGAAAGUCUUGGAAUACAAUGUUCGAUUCGGAGACCCGGAGACACAGGCAUUGAUGCUGCUAUUAAGCGACGAAACGGAUCUCGCCGAGGUCAUGCUUGCCUGUGUCGAGAGACGACUCGACUCUGUCAAACUCGCUUACAGAGAUGGACAUGCCGUGUCCGUCGUCCUUGCAUCCCAGGGGUACCCUGGUAAAUAUCCCAAAGGCAUUCCUAUGUCGAUCCCUCCCAUGCCAGAAGGUGUUCAGGUCUUCCACGCCGGUACCGCUAUCAAGGGCGACACCGGAGUCACAGAUGGUGGUCGUGUUCUCGCCGUGUGUGCUUUUGCUCCUUCUCUUCGCCAAGCUGUCGACAUGGCGUACAGCGGGGUCGAACUCGUCGAAUUCGAAGGCAAAACUUUCCGACGUGACAUCGCGUACCGAGCCUUGGCAGCUGAACCAGCCCCUUUGACUUCCACCGCAUCCUCCUCUUCUAUCCCUCAACGACCAGUCACUGGACUCACCUACGCUUCAGCGGGGGUUUCUGUCGAGAAUGGAAAUUCUCUCGUGGACAACAUCAAACCCAUUGUCAAAGCGACUCGCCGACCCGGAGCUGAUGCUUCCAUCGGAGGAUUCGGAGGGGCGUUCGAUCUCUCUGCUGCCGGGUACUCUGACCCCAUCCUCGUCAGUGGAACCGACGGAGUCGGUACCAAGCUUCGUGUCGCGCUAGAAUACGGCAAACACGAUACUGUUGGCAUCGAUCUCGUCGCCAUGUCUGUGAAUGACCUCAUCGUUCAAGGUGCUGAGCCGCUCUAUUUCUUGGACUACUUUGCGUGCUCUGCGUUGGAUAUUCAAGUCGCUCAGGAUGUCAUUACCGGUAUUGCCACUGGGUGUCUUGAAUCUGGCUGUGCUUUGAUCGGGGGAGAAACGGCGGAGAUGCCAGGAAUGUACCAUGGCGACGACUAUGAUCUCGCUGGAUUCGCCGUCGGAGCUGUUGAACGGAGUCAACUAUUGCCGAGGACGGAUAUCGUCGCUGGAGAUUACUUGAUUGGUCUGCCGUCCGAUGGUCUUCACUCGAAUGGAUUCUCCCUCGUCCGAAAGAUUGUCUCUCUCGCUGGAUUGACAUAUGAUUCACCUACACCUUGGUCCGAGGACGUCCCGCUCGGCGAGUCGUUAUUGAGACCUACUAGAUUAUACAUCAAGCCGUUAUUGCCAGGAAUCAAAUCUGGUCUGUUCAAGGGCAUGUCUCAUAUCACAGGAGGAGGAUUCACGGAGAAUAUCCCUAGAAUCUUCUCGGACCCUGCACUUCAAGGUCUAGGUGUGGAGAUAGAUCUCAGGACGUGGACAUUGGACCCCGUUUGGAAGUGGUUGAUGAGCGCUGGCAAUGUCGCGCCGCUCGAAAUGGCCAGAACGUUCAACUGUGGAGUCGGAAUGGUCAUUGUCGUCGGAGCAAACGAGGUUGAUGCGGCGUUGCAGAGUCUCACAGAAGGUGGUGAAAGGGCAUUCGUGAUGGGUAAAGUGACGGACAAGUCUGGGGUCCAAUACGUCGGCAUGGAUACUUGGAGUGUGUAGAGGAGUGUGUGUCUCAACGGGAAGGAGUAUCUUACUGUGGUCUGGGUUGAAGUGAGGCCCUAGAGAUAGACUGGUUCUAGUUCAGAAGACCCUUGUGCAUUAUACAUAUCAUUU